Molecule: messenger RNA, 984 nt
Organism: Diabrotica virgifera virgifera (western corn rootworm)
Lineage: Eukaryota; Metazoa; Arthropoda; Insecta; Coleoptera; Chrysomelidae
Product: dnaJ homolog subfamily C member 17
Exons: 5
Coding region: 100-942 (280 amino acids)
Biological process (GO): spliceosomal complex disassembly
Cellular component (GO): spliceosomal complex
Molecular function (GO): RNA binding
Source: RefSeq, a predicted model, not a curated record
AAGAAGAAGACGUUUGUAGGUUAUGUUAAAGUUUGUUAUUGCAAGUACGUAAACAUUUGAAAUUUAAUCGAAUACAAAAUUAAUUAAUAAGAAUUUAAAAUGGGAGACAUAAAAAUUGAAGAAAUGGAUUUGUAUGAAAUGCUAAAUAUUGAUAUCGGCAGUUCAAUAUCAGAGAUAAAAAAAGUAUAUAGAAAACAAGCCUUACAAUGCCAUCCAGAUAAAAAUCCAGAUGAUCCAAAUGCUGCAAAAAAGUUUCAUGAAUUAUCAAAAGCAUUAGAAAUCUUAACUGAUGAGUCAGCAAGAGCUGCCUAUGAUAGAGUACUUAAAGCUAAAAAGGAGGCUGCUUUGAGACAUAAAGAGUUGGACAGCAAGAGGAGAAAAUUGAAAGAAGACUUAGAAUAUAGAGAAAAACAGGGAUCCAGGCAAAAAAGUGCUGAUGAGCUAUUAAAGGCUGAAAUAGAAAGACUAAGAAAAGAAGGAUCAAAGCAAGUGCAGGAGGAAAUAGAAAUAGUAAAACAGCAGCUACAGAAAGAAAAAUCCAAUCCACAAUACUGGGAUGGGUCUAAGCACAGGAUAAAAAUAAAAUGGUCAGCUGAUAAACAUGAUAGUAACAAUGGAGGAUACAACCAAGAAAUGUUAACAAGAUUUCUAUCAAAAUAUGGAGACAUCCAGGCAUUAGUAAUGUCACCAAAGAAAAAAGGGAGUGCACUAGUUGAAUUUAAGGAUAAAGCUGCAGCUGAAAUGGCUGUGGAUCUGGAAGUGGGACUGCCUCACAAUCCUUUAAAAUUGGAAUGGUUGGGUGGACCACCUCAAAAGAAUCUAAGUGGGAGUUCUUUGGUAAAAGAAUCAGAUUUUGAAAGUAUUACUUUAACCAAAUUGCGACAAGCCGAAGAAAGAAAACGUCUUAUUGAACAAAUGAUGGCAGAAGAUGAAGAAACUUAAUUAUAAAUUAAAUUAAAUAUUAAAUAAUCAAUUUUGUACAAA